AUGAUGAAUGAUUUAAUUCCUGUAGUCAACAAACUCCAAGAUGUUUUUAACACAAUUGGUAGCGACACAGUAGAUCUACCACAAAUCAUCGUUGUUGGAUCUCAAUCUUCUGGAAAGUCUUCUGUUCUUGAGAACAUUGUUCAGCGGGAUUUUUUACCUCGUGGUAGUGGAAUUGUCACCCGUAGACCGUUAGUGCUUCAGCUCGUUAAUAUUCAAGAUUCUGAAGAUUCAAAAGCUAUAGAAUAUGGGGAGUUUUUGCACAUGUCGGAUCAUAAGUUUACUGAUUUCUCAGAAAUAAGAAAGGAAAUUGAAGCUGAAACAGCAAGAGUUGCAGGGCAAAAUAAGGGAAUAUCGAGGUCUCCGAUUCAUUUGAAAAUAUUCUCGCCAAAUGUACUUAAUUUAACUUUGGUUGAUCUUCCUGGUCUAACAAAGCUUGCAAAACAAGUCGAUCCAGAAGGCAAAAGAACUAUUGGAGUUCUAACUAAAUUGGAUCUUAUGGAUGCCGGCACAAAUGCGUUAGAUGUUCUUACUGGUCGCGUUAUACCUCUUAAGCUGGGCUUUAUUGGGGUUGUGAAUCGUAGCCAACAAGACAUAAUGGGUAAUAAACCUAUGGCUGAAGCUUUGAAGGCUGAAACUAGGAUUAAUACUCUCAUCAGUCAAACUACGCAAGAACUCUUGUCUUAUGGAGAUCCUGUACUUGACGAAAAGACUAAUAAAGGAGCAUUAGUAUUGAAAUUAAUUACUAAAUUCUCAAAUGAUUUCAUUUCAUCGAUUGAUGGUACCGCAUUAGAUAUAUCGACAAAAGAAUUCCCAUGUGGCAAUCUUUCAGUACAAGAUAUUCGAACCGCUAUUCGAAACUCUACUGGCCCAAGGCCAUCUCUAUUCGUACCGGAAAUUGCAUUUGAUCUUUUGGUUAAGCCCCAGAUUCUUUUACUCGAACAGCCAAAAGUUGUUUCUGAUUUACUUCGUGAAAGACUCAACCCUACUACGUCUUAUGUGGAAAGUUUAAUCAGUAUUCAGCGUGCAUAUGUCAACACCAAUCACCCAGAUUUCAUUGGAGGUGCGGGAGCCAUGUCAGACCUCGUAAAAAAAAGUGAAAAGAAGAGAAGAGAAUUCGAAAAGCUUAAUAAACGGGUAAGGGGAAGGGAGGCUACUUAUCAUUUUGACGAUGGUUUACCAUUUUCAGAUAAAGAAUCUAGUGGCUCUAAAGAUAUAGGCUUACAGAAUGGCGUCAGCAAUUCCUCACGUGAAUCUUUUUUGACUUACUUCUUUGGGACUGGUAAUAAAAGUGAUAGAACGGUAUUGCCAGAUCAACCAUUACCUAUUAGAAAUGGUACAUCCGCUAAGACCGGAAUAGACAUGGGUGAAUUGGAAAAAAAAUUAGAUAAUGUAUGA
This is a messenger RNA of Racocetra fulgida, 1395 nucleotides long. The record is from the annotation of a GenBank genome assembly. NCBI's taxonomy places the organism in Eukaryota, Fungi, Glomeromycota, Glomeromycetes, Diversisporales, Gigasporaceae.